CCAUUCGCAAUCAAACAUGGCUUGCAAGUUUGUAGUAUUCUUGGGUCUGGCGGCCCUCGCAAGGGCUGCGAUAGUUCCGGUCGUGCCCGCAGCUCCCGUCGUCGCAGCCGCUGCCCCCGCGGUGCCAGCGAACGUCGAGGAUUACGACCCUGCGCCCCAGUACAGCUUCACGUACGACGUCCAGGACCCGAUAACCGGGGACUCGAAGGCCCAGUACGAGACGAGGAACGGGGACAUCGUCCAGGGAAGUUACAGCUUGAUCGAGGCCGACGGAACCCGAAGAAUCGUCGACUACACGGCCGACCCGAUAAACGGAUUCAACGCCGUCGUCAGUCGCGAGCCCGCGGUAGCGGCGAUCGCCGCCCCCGCUGUCGGCUACGCCCCAGCCGUCGGAGUCGCUCCGGCUCCGGCGGGAAUCGUCCCGGAAGCAGCCGCCCCUGAAAUCCCCUCGAGCGGGCCGGACUCCGAAGUCGAGAUAAUCGACGCCAAAUCCGGACCCCUCCGACGGGGACAGGACGCCGAAGGACGGAACGAGCAAGCGCAGAAAUUGCAGAGCCAACGCUUCCAGAAUCAACCUCAGAAGCAACAGCGAUUACAGACGCAAGAACAAAGCCAACAAAAAACACGAACCAACGCCCGGGUCGUCCUCGAACCCCUCGCCACCACAGAAAUCCGACCCGCACCCGCUCGCGCCGUCGCCACCUCCCUCCCCGCCACCCUUGUCGCCAACCCCGUUCGCUACGUCGCACCCGCCGCUCCAGCUGCUCGCAUCACUCUCUCUUACCCCGCGUACUCCGCUUACGCAGCUUCCUACUCCUCGCCCUUCGCCUACUCGGCUCCGGUCGCUGGACUCACCUACGCCCCGACAUAUGUCUGAGACCUCAAACCCUGCGUAAUCCUGCUCACUACGAAAAUCACGGCGCGAUUUUCAAUCCUAGGAGAAAUCAACCUUCUGAUAAGCUACUUUGUACAUUUACCACGACGAAUAUUUACAAUCGACGAUGAAGAAUAAACUAGACUGUGAA
Venturia canescens is the source of this 1025-nucleotide messenger RNA. RefSeq lists its product as uncharacterized. Bases 17 to 877 code for a protein of 286 amino acids. The record is from RefSeq and is a predicted model, not a curated record. Lineage: Eukaryota; Metazoa; Arthropoda; Insecta; Hymenoptera; Ichneumonidae. The transcript is spliced from 2 exons. Gene Ontology annotation, cellular component: extracellular matrix.